GAAAGAUGGCUCAAAUAAAACCUCUCAGUGCAGAACUUCAGAAGAUCGCUUGUGAUGAGUUGGAAGAGAUACCUUCAAGAAUACCAGAAGAUUUGGCAACACUUAAAUUAUGGAUACAACAACAACCACAUUUACAGGCACGCACUGAUGAUCAAUUCCUGAUACAAUUCUUAAGAGGCUGUAAAUACAGUUUGGAAAAAGCCAAGGCGAAAAUCGACCAUUUUCAUGCCAUGAAGACAAAAUAUCCACAGUUUUUUUCACCCACAAACGUUGAUGAUGUGAUAUUUCGUGAAUGCCAUAAUCUUGGAGUUCUUACUCCCCUGCCUAUACCGCUCAACGACAAUGGACCACGAAUUUUGUUCUAUCGCUUUAACUACCCGACAAAUAAAUUUAGUUUGGAAGAAAUAUUUCUGCCCAUAAAUGCAAUGCACGAAGUUCUAAUGAUCAGCGAUGCCUAUGCUGGUAUUCAUGGAAUAACUUAUUUGGUAGAUUUGGGUAAAGCCACAGCUAGUCAUUUCCUGCAUAUGAGUCCAGGAGCAAUAAAAAGGAUUAUGAAUUUUUAUGAAAAAUCCAGGCCAUUAAGAAUAAGAGGGAUAUGCUAUAUAAACGCUUCUUCGGUGGCAGAACAAUUUUUUAAAGCUGUAUUAUCAUGCCUCUCAGAGAAAUUACGUGAAAGGGUUGCCAUAUGCGGCAAAGACAUCAGCAAAAUAUACUCUCAUAUCCCUCAAAAAUAUUUGCCACAAGAUUAUGGAGGCUCAAAUGGAUGUUUGCAACAAUUAACUGCGGAUUACAAUAAAGUAUGGGACGAACAUCGGUUGUAUUUCAAGCAAAAUUCUGAAUUUGGCACUAAUGAGAGUCUACGUCCCGGUAAACCCUUAGAUUUUGAUGAUGUGCUUGGGAUUGGCGGUUCGUUUAGGAAAUUAAAUGUCGAUUGAAAGAAAACAAAGAAGAAAAAAACUCUAUAGUAAAUAAAAGAGAUUGUUAAGUAAAUCAAUCUUGAAAGC
Molecule: messenger RNA, 1004 nt
Organism: Stomoxys calcitrans (stable fly)
Lineage: Eukaryota; Metazoa; Arthropoda; Insecta; Diptera; Muscidae
Product: alpha-tocopherol transfer protein-like
Exons: 3
Coding region: 6-935 (309 amino acids)
Cellular component (GO): membrane
Molecular function (GO): phosphatidylinositol bisphosphate binding
Source: RefSeq, a predicted model, not a curated record